This is a messenger RNA of Danio rerio (zebrafish), 6594 nucleotides long. The record is from RefSeq and is a predicted model, not a curated record. Lineage: Eukaryota; Metazoa; Chordata; Actinopteri; Cypriniformes; Danionidae.
CGCAGACAGACAGAUCAGGAAGUUGAAAUCUGCAGAGACCAGUCUGUGAAAUCCGCCAAACCGAAACCUCUCGCGGCCAGUCGCUUUACUUCGCGGUUUUAAUGAAGAUAUCUUCUUUCCAACUAGCUACGUGACAGACAAAUGGAUGGAUGUCUCAGGAUGUUUCCCACAAGGCUCAUUUCUCAAUUCUUCAAUCGGUGAUGAUGUCAUCCUCCAAUGAUACAGCUGAUUUCAAAGAAAUGUCAUCCUACUGGAACGUAACCACAGAUCCAGAUGACAGAGCUGGCAUUAUGGAGGAGCAGGCUGGCGUUUCGGAGAUGGGAGCCAAGCAGUCGGCGGUUGGCAGCGUUCCCUUGAGUCAUUCGCCCACGCUGAAGAACAUCCAAGAGGCCUAUACGGAUGGCGAGGACCAGAGGGCACGGCAGCUAAUCCGCCUGUCCUGCGAAAAUAGCGGUGGAGUGGCACCAGAUGGGCUGGAGCUCCUGUGUUUGGCAGCUCAGAAUGGAGACCUCGACUCCGUUCGGUUUCUGCUGCAAGAAGCAAGAGUUUCGGUUCCACAGGAGCCCAGUGAAAAAAACCCAGCCGUUCUAGCAGCACAUCAUGGACAUCAAACGGUGGUCAGAGAGCUGCUGGACUCCAUACCACGUCCGUGUGUGCGUAAGGAUCUGCUGAACUGGAUGUUGGCUACGGCGUCUCAGCAGGGUCAUUUAGACGUGGUGAAGCUCCUGGUUCAGACGUAUAAUGCAGACGCAGACGGCUGUGCUGUUCAUUCAGGAGAGUUUGCCAUCAUCACCGGUUUGCCUCUGUAUGCUGCGGCUCAGGGAGGGAAUAAGGAGAUUGCGUGUUUUCUGCUGGACAAUGGAGCCGGUUUCUCCUCGUACACACUGAUGGAUCACGCAGACUUCAGUCGACAGCUGCUCAGAGAGAGACACCUGCAGGACAGAGACACACCUGCGGACGCCAGACUGCAGCAGGCUGUGCAUGUUGACUGGUCUGGACUGAAGCUGUCCUGGUUGGAUCUGGACUGGUUUAUGGACGUGUCGUCUCGCAUCACCGUUCUGGAUCUCUCUCGUAACUGUCUGAGUUCACUGCCGUCUGUGGUGCCGUGGGGUUUGAUUAAUCUGCGCUCGCUCGAUUUGUCCCAGAACCAGCUGAAAGAGCUUCCCACGCCAGCGUCCUCACAGCAGAUCAUCUGCAGCAGGUUACAGCAUGUGAAUGUGUCUGAGAAUGAGCUGGAGUGUCUUCCUCUCGGUCUCCUUCAUCUUAAAGAGUUGCAGAGGAUUUCAGCAGCCAGAAACAAACUCAGCUGCCUCUUCAACAUCCCCGACGGCACGAACUGGAUCGGUCUGCGCAAACUGCAGGGUCUGGACGUGUCCGAGAACAGCCUGACGGAUCUGCCCUCCUCCAUCCUGCACUGCCUGAAGACACUGAACUCCAUCAACAUCAGCAGAAACAAACUGAGCCGCUUUCCUGACCCCUGGGCCUGUCCUCUGAAAAUCUGCAAAGCUUCAAACAACCAGAUAGAGGUUCUUCCGGACACCAUCUCCAUCUUCUGGAGGACUCACCUGCGGGAGGUGGACAUUUCAGAAAACAUCCUAAAGGAGCUGCCUGCGUACAUAUUCGAGCUGGAGGCUCUGGUAUCUCUAAAACUGUGUGGAAACCAGAUCUCCACUCUUCCUGCUCCAAACAAAUGGAAAUGCUCUUGUCUGCGAACACUAGACCUGUCCAGAAACCAGCUGGGGAAGACAGGAGAGGCUACCAAAACCAGGAAACUGGCCUUCUUUACCACAUGGCACAGACGGGACCCAGACCCUGUUUGUCCUGUUCAGUUUCCUGUGCUCCUGCGGGACUCUCUUGAGGUUCUCUAUCUCAAUAACAAUCAGCUGGAAAGUGUCCCGCCAUCGGUCUGUGCUCUCAGAAACCUCUCAGAGCUCUACCUGGCCAGCAAUCCAGGCAUCCAGGAGCUUCCCAUCGAGCUUGGGCAGCUCUCCAACCUCUGGCAGCUGGACAUUGAAGACCUAAACAUCAGCAACAUCCCUGCAGACGUCAGGAAAGACGGUCCUGCUGCAGUUCUGGCGUAUCUGCGAGCGGAGCUGCGUGGUGCUGAGCCCUGUCGGCUGCUGAAGCUGAUGGUUGUUGGUCCUCCGCGCCAGGGCAAGAGUGCUUUACUGGAGGGCCUGCAGACUGGCAAACCCUCGCCCUUCAUCAACACCGACUGCAGCGUACACACCUCCAGCUGGGAACUGGAGCGGCCCGUGGGAGUCCUCAAGACUGCUGUAGAUUCAGUCUCCUUUAAUGUGUGGGACAUCGGUGGUCCGGCCAGCAUGUCGACGGUCAACCAGUGUUUCUUCACUGAUAAAGCUCUGUAUAUGGUGAUCUGGAAUCUGGCUUUAGGAGAAGAAGCCGUGGCAAACCUGCAGUCCUGGCUGCUCAACAUCGAGGCUCGUGCUCCUAACUCUGCAGUGAUUGUGGUGGGCACUCAUCUGGACCUCAUUGACACUAAGUUCCGCACGGAGCGAGUGGCCACACUGAGGGCCUACAUUCUGGCCCUUUGCAGAACGCCAUCGGGCGCCAGAUGCAGCGGAUACCCGGACAUCACCUGGAAACACCUGCACGAGGUGUCCUGCAAGACCCUAGAAGGCCUGGAUGGACUAAAGAGGCUGCUGUUUCAGGUCUCCUGCUCCAUGAAGGACAUCAGCAACCCUGCUAGCUGCCAUAAACUAGUAGGAAGACUGAUUCCCAAAAGUUACCUGAUCCUGCAGGAGGCCAUAAAGGCUGAGCGAGUGAGGAGAGACGAGGCUGAUGAGGUUCAGUAUCUGACUGACUCUGAACUGGAGCAGAUCAUUGAGCAGAGUCCUGCCAGCGAUAUCAAAGACUAUGAGGAUCUGCAGACUGCAAUCAGCUUCCUUAUGGAGACGGGCAGCGUCCUGCACUUUUCGGACACCAGUCACGGCCUGUGUAAGCUGUAUUUUCUGGACGCCGUGUGGCUCUCAGAGUGUCUGGAGCGCAUCAUUAACCUGCGCGGCUCUCGCUCAGUGGCACGAAACGGUGUGAUCAAGGCUGAGGACCUGCGAAUGCUGUUGGUGGGCACCGGCUUCACCCCGCAGACCGAGGAGCAGUACUUCCAGUUCCUGGCCAAAUUCGAGAUUGCUCUGCCCGUCGCCAGCAGCAGCUAUCUGCUGCCACACCUUUUACCCCCUAAACCUGCGCUGGACAUUCACGGCUUCCGGCAGCAGAGCAACAAUAGCAUCCAGCGGCACUUCAAGAUGAGCUUCGUUCCUGCGGGAUUCUGGGAGCGCUUUAUAGCCCGGAUGCUCAUCAGUUUAAACCAGAUGGACCUGCAGGCGUUCGAGACCAAGAAGAACACCAAGAACCACAGGAACCGCAGUACGGUGAUCUACAGUUUUGCAGGGAACCAGCAGCGCAAUCGGUGCAGUACCUUUCGUGUGCGCCGCAGUCAAACCAUCUACUGGAAAGAAGGAUUGCUGGUCACGUUUGAUGGCGGAUAUCUCAGCGUGGAGUCGUCUGACCUGAACUGGAAGAAGAAGAAGAGCGGAGGCAUCAAGAUCAUCUGCCAAUCGGAGACCAGGGAUUUCUCUGCCAUGGCUUUCAUCACAGAUCAUGUUAACGCUCUUAUAGAGCAGUGGUUUCCUGCGCUGACGGGCAGUGAAAGCGACGGGUCUCGUCUGAUUGAACAGUUCGCUCCCUGUCCGUUCUGCAGCUCGGUGUCCAGACUUCCUGACCCGCUGCCUCAGUCCAGCCUCAGCCAAUCCGUCGUCCACUACUUCAACAUGGAGGACUGCGUUCUGGCAGCAGUGGACAAAGAGCACAUCACCUGCCCAAACCAUCCUAAGCAACCCGUCCCACUGCAGGAGCUGGUGCCCGAGCUCUUCAUGACAGACUUCCCCUCACGGUUGUUUCUGCUGAAGAGUGACCUUGAGUGGACUGAAGAUGAAGCUGAUAUCCUUGGUCAGGGCGGCAGUGGCACCAUCAUCUACAGAGCUAAAUACAGAGGCCAUCCGGUGGCCAUUAAACGCUUCCACUUCAAGAAAUGCAAGCAGCAGUCACUCAACAGCAGCACAGACACCAUGAUCAAGCAUCUGCAGUCCAUGGACGCCUCCAGGAGCUUCUCAGAGUUUCGUCAGGAGUCCAGCAUGCUCCACUCUCUGCAGCACCCCUGCAUAGUGGCUCUGGUGGGCAUCAGCAUCCACCCACUCUGCUUCGCCCUGCAGCUGGCACCGCUAGGCAGCCUCAACACUGUACUGGAGGAGAGAGCCAAAGGGCCAAAAACCAAACUUGAUCGAGGGUGGUGGGCCAAAGCUAAAUAUACCAAACUGUAUAUCAUUGAAGUUGCCAUGACUCCUGAUCAUCAUUACACUAGAUUGCUUUUAAAUGAGGGUUGUGGUGUGUUUCAGGUGGAUAUGUUCUCGUAUGGGAUGGUUCUUUAUGAGCUGUUGUCCGGACGCAGACCAUGUAUGGGUCAACACCAGCUGCAGAUCGCUAAAAAACUCUCUAAAGGAGUCCGGCCCAUGCUGGGAGCCCCAGAGGAGGUGCAGUUUCACUGUCUGCAGGCGCUGAUGCUGGAGUGCUGGGACACCAAACCAGAGAAGCGUCCUCUUGCAGCUCCUCUGAUGCGGCAGAUGCAGGAGCCCAGUUUUGCCUGUCUGCGGUACCUGCUGUCCUGUCAGGAUCACAGCCAGCUCUUCCUGUCCUCCCUGCAGGGCCACAGCGCCAUCUUCUGGGAUGGAGACCAAGACCAACGGAACUACUCGGUGGUGAACUUGGCCAAGGGGCAGGUGGAGGUGAAGCGGAUGCCGUGUCCAGGAACCCGUCUGAGCUGUCAAAUGAAGAUGGAGAACACACUCUGGACGGCCACUGAGGAACAGGAGGUGUUGAUCUACAGUCUGAAAGAGAUGUGUCCUCUCAAUCAGCCACAGAAACUGCUCUCCUGCCCGGCUGUUGUCACCUGUCUGUUUCUGCUGCCCGCCGGGAAAGAGUCUCUCCCGCAGGUGUUUGCAGGCAUGUCUGACGGUCUGAUGGCCGUUUACUCUUUAGUGGACGACAUGCCGGAGGAGAACGAGAGGUACGUCUGCUCGCACUCCAUCAACAAACACCUGCUGAACAUGACGGAUUCAGACCCUCGGCAGCGGCCUUACGCAGUCCGCUGCAUCGUCGCGGUGCGUAGCGGAUCCGAAAUCUGGUACUCCAACGGGCCGGGAGUAAUCAUCAUCGACAGUUUCACGCUUCAACCCGUUCACCGGCUGGACCCGUACCUCCCGCCAGCCUGCCUGGUGUCAAUGGCUUCAUCUCUCAGCUGCUGGAACGAAGAGGCCGUGUGGUGUUUAGAUAAUCACACUAACACCCUGCUAAUGUAUCACGCUGCUAGCUAUCAAGUGUGCGCUAGCUACAAUUGUAGUGAUGCUAACCCGCUACGUGACGUUUUCCCAGUGCAGAGGCCGAGUGGGAUUGUGUCGCCUGAUGAAUCUGAAAUUGCAAAUUCUCGAAAACAGAGUUUGGAUUCAGUGAGGGUUACAGUGACGCACAGCGAGGACGCAGGAACGCAGAUUUUAUGCCAGCAGGACUCUUUGGAUUAUUGCUCCGUGUCUUCGGGAUUCAGUUCAGAGAUGUUGGAUCAGAUCGGGGAUCUGGAGCAGGCCGGAUCGGCGAAUGCUAAUAUGGAGCGCUCGAACUCUGCAGGACUGAGCUCUCUGACCAGCUCCAGCAGUUUGCCUUUAUCUGCAGAUUUUGAGGAGGUGGAGGACGGGAAGCUUUCUCCUGAUGUUCUGUUGUCCAGGAGUGGGACGGAUCCAGAGCUGGAGGAUCACAGCUAUACACCGCUGCAUCUCAAGGCCCUCAAUAUCAUUCCUGUCAACAGCACCAUCUGGGUGCCCAGGCGUGGAGGAGACAUCAUGGUUCUGGAGGUUCAGGAUCAGGCUGGUUCUCUACGGGGUCGAGUGAUCGGUGUGUUGACGGUGCCUGGAGUGCAGGAGUUUGGGACUCUGGCGGAGGCGGCGCUCGUGGCUAAAGACACCGUUGUGUGCGGCUUCCGCAAGGAAAACAUGGCCUGGUGCCUGGCAGUCUGGAGGAGCUGGGGAGCCCGAGAGCUGGAGCUCUUCUACAGGGGGUACGAGGAGCUGGGACGCCUGGAGAGCAGCCUGAGGAAGAGGAGGUAGAGGAGGAUUGAUGGACAAUAAUAACACUGUAACACACAUUCACAUGAACACACAUGCACAUACAAAGUGUACUGUAAACUCAAAUACAUAUGCACAUACUUGCACAUAAACACACACACACAGAUACAUACAAUACACACAUACACAUGCACACACAUGUUGUAAACUCACAUAAACAUGAACAUACAUGCACACACACACACCGUACUGUAAACUCAAAUACUUAUGAACACACAUGCACGUUAACGCACACACUUAUAGCAUACACACGCUCGCAUGUAUAUACAUACAUAGAUACAGAAAUCACACAUACACACACAGAGACGUACACAAACAUACAAUAUACACACGUUAACAUGGGCAAACUCUUGCAGACACACACACACACACACACACACAAACAAACAAUAUACACAAACAU